GGGAGAAAGUAAGGAAAAUAAGCCUAUUUAGUCAGUUUCCAGUCCAGUGCUCUCAGUUUGGGUGAGCUGACAGCUGUGUAUAUCAGGGGUUCAGUCUUCGAGCUCCUCACAUUCACAGACAGAGAUAAUAGGCUAUUAGAGGCAUGGGAUUAAUUUGUAGCCAAUUACCACUCACUGUAGAAUAUGAAUGCAUAAAUAAGCCAUGGCUUGUGUUUAAGUUUUGGCAAUGAUCAUAGCCGUGUAAAAGGGAAGGAGGGGGAGCCAGCCAGGCGUGUGUGUGUGUGCGUGUGACAUAAACCCUGGGGUGUCCUGGGGGGAUACUUCAAAUCCAAAAAGGACCAAAGCAGGGGGGACAUCAGCAUCAUCUUCCAGAGACCGACUGGAUCAACUCGGUGACUGGCUCCAAGCGCACCAUCCGGCUGGCUCUUUCAUAGCUGUCUGCAUUUAUUUUUCUGUGUUUUCGCCAUAAUGUCUGCAGUUGAAUAAAGAAUUAAAGAAAGCAGAAGUCAAAAGCUGUCCUGCCCUCUGGAGAGCUAUGAACAGGGAUAAGGUGCAGGUUGGCGACUCCGUCGCGCCUCCGGCGCCCGGUGUGAUCGUGGUCGCUUCGCAGGACGCUAUGGAUGAGAAGCGGCUCUCUGCCGGUGAAUUGCCUGUGUUUUCUUGCGCCGGUGCCGCGUUACCGGUCGAGAGUCGAGACACCUCACCGAGGCGCGAACCUGCGCCCGCGGGCGCGCCUCCUACCAUCCACCGGACCACCUCGUUCUCAGUUCUGGACAUUUUGGACCCCAAUAAAUUUACUAGUAAGAGGCAGCCGUCUAAUAGGACAGGGUCUGAGUUCGCGUUUGGGGCUGAAAACAGAGGAAGUGAAGAAGCCGAGCACAAAUCUUAUCCAGACGACUACGAGUGUAAAAAAGCAUCAAUUUUAAAGGAUGGUUUCGUGUUCCGAUCAGAUGAAUGUGAGGAUGAUUUCUCUCGUGGGAAUCAAUCAGAUAGCGAGCUUCAGGAUGAUUUGUGCAGUGAGGAAAGCGGCGCACUGACCGGACACAACGAUGCCGAGUUUGGACACGAGGAUGAGGAUUCAAUAAACAAAAGCCCAGAAGGACAGCAGACUCAGCAGUCCAAUUCAAAUGGCCAAAGUCAUCCGAAUAAACCCAAACGGAAGCGCUCCGGUUCGGACUCAAAGUCCGGCAAGCCCAGAAGAGCCCGGACUGCCUUCACAUAUGAGCAGCUGGUCGCUCUGGAGAACAAAUUCAAGUCGACCCGCUACCUAUCCGUGUGCGAGCGACUCAAUCUGGCUCUGUCCUUGAGCUUGACAGAGACCCAGGUGAAAAUAUGGUUUCAGAACCGCCGGACCAAGUGGAAGAAACAGAACCCUGGCGCGGACACGAGCGCACCGACCAGCGGAAGCGGCGGGGCUCCGAAUGGCCCAAGCAACGGUUUGGGGAGCCUGAGUCCCCUUAGCCCGUCUCCACCUAUGAGCCAUCUGUCCAUGCAUGCCAGCUAUCCGGGUCACACGCCCGGAGGACUCGUUUGCGCCACCCAGUUACCCUUUCUACCGGGUCACGCGGUUCUGUCACCGUUUAUGUUGGGCUCUCAGACUUACGGAGCGCCAACAUUUUACGCGCCGCACUUAUAACCACAGACAUACACAAAUGUUCUUCUAUAAAGGAGAAAAUAAACUCUGUCCGGUCCUAUAGGGCACAGAAAUACGUGUAACACGAAGCACUAUGGGGUUGCAAAGACAUUUCAUAGGUUUGUCUUAAAAAGCUAACUUUUAUUUCAACCUUGCUCCAGUGUGGCAAGCCCUGUGGCAAUUGUGUUUACGAAUAAUUUCCCCUCCUGUUUGGCAGUAUGAUCAUGUGCCAAUUUUACAUUUAAUUUAAGUUUGCUUCAUUUAAAAAAAAUGUGUAUAUUUCUCUAGGUCAAAAUGUAAAUAUUCAGUUAUUAUGAAUACGUGUUUAGACAUUAACUGAAUGCAAAUACAAUUGUUGUAGGGAAUAAAACGGAUUAUGCAUCGAAACAAAAUGAAUUUGUUCGACUUAUAUCUUGUACAAACAUAGGUCUAAUGAAAGGUUUAUCAUUUUUUUACUGUGGUUAGUAUUAUUUUAGAAGUUACUAUUGUUUGUCUCAAUCAAGGCAGAGGCUUAAAUAAAACUAUUAAGGUCAACUGGGAACUUUUCGUUGGCAUAAUUUUGGGCUUUAUUAACUUGAAAUAUUUAUAUUGAAGUCCGUUUCUUUGCUUGUUAGUUUAAUUGCUUAAUUUGAAAAUAAUCGUGAAUUUGAUAUAAACGAUAUUUUCAAUUAAAUUGUUUACA
This is a messenger RNA of Misgurnus anguillicaudatus (oriental weatherfish), 2315 nucleotides long. It is a transcript of the gene nkx1-2b, whose product is annotated as NK1 transcription factor related 2-like,b. Gene Ontology annotation, cellular component: nucleus. Gene Ontology annotation, biological process: cell differentiation; regulation of transcription by RNA polymerase II. NCBI's taxonomy places the organism in Eukaryota, Metazoa, Chordata, Actinopteri, Cypriniformes, Cobitidae. The record is from RefSeq and is a predicted model, not a curated record. Gene Ontology annotation, molecular function: RNA polymerase II cis-regulatory region sequence-specific DNA binding; DNA-binding transcription factor activity, RNA polymerase II-specific.